GUUAUCUACCUGUCAUGUGACCAGACCCGGAAACGGUCGCUGUGCACGACGCACAGUAGGUCAGCUCGGCCCGGUUCGGUUCUGGGUCAAUGGACGAGUUCGUGCAGGCUGCAGAGGCUGACCUUUGACCUGUUACAGGCAGGCAGGCGCGCGUGUCAGACUGGGCGCGCGCUCUAAGGGUUUGAGGACGGACUCUCGGUGAGAGUUUGCGUGCUCCAUCAGCGCCGCCGCCACCGCCCCCCACCUCAGCAAAGCUCAGGUGUCAUGCCCGCCCUGACCAUGGCGGAGCCUGCAGUGGAUCAUCACAAGCGCUUUCAGACGGCCGUGGACGUCAUUCACAACCUCCCCAAGAAUGGUUCCUACCGACCCUCUUACGAGGUGAUGCUGCGGUUCUACAGUCUGUACAAGCAGGCCGUGUGUGGACCGUGUCAAGUCCCCCGUCCCGCCUUCUGGGAUCCAGUGGGUCGAUACAAAUGGGACGCGUGGAGCCGCCUGGGGGAGAUGAGUCGAGAUGCAGCCAUGGCAGCGUACGUGGAGGAGAUGAAGAAAGUGGCUCAGGAGGUCAUUGACACCAUGCCGAUGAAUGAGACCACGGCGUCGCUCUUCCACCACUUUGAGCCUCUCUACCGGGUGAUCGAUGACAUGCCGAGACCUCCAGGAUCUCUGUUUUCAGUCAGAGCAGGUCCUGAUGGCAGUCCCGAUGGUCCAGCGGAGAUGGAAGUUCCAACUGGCUCCAACCAGAACGGCUCUCCAGAAGUUGUGGAGCUCCCAGCCAUGACGGCGAACGACGCAGGGGGAUCUGAGGGAUUCACACUGACCAGCGACUCGGAGAGUGAGAUCUUCUGUGACUCUGUGGACUCAGUGGAGCAGCUGAGCGGCACCAAGGUUCUGCUCGUCACAGCCAACGGCCACACGUCUCCGCCUGUUCAGAACCAGCACCUUCAUGGUCACGCAGAGGGAAGACGGGUAGGAGCCGGUCAGGGUGGAGAGGGAGCCGAGGACAGGAGGGGCCCGGGUCUGUCACGGAGGGGUCGGGGCUCUGGCCAAGACGGUUCUCACUACGGCUGGAGAGAACGUGGUGUUUCUCAAUCAGCUAUGAGGCGAGGGGGCCCUGGUGGUGGUGGUGGAGGACAGGGUGGAGGUGAUGGGUUUGAGGGCGGGGCAGAGAGGCAGGACACCCACCUGCAGCAGCAGAUCGCUCUGGCUCUGCAGAGGCUCAGGCAGGACAUGAGGAGUGUGAUGGAGCGGCUGGAGGCGGUGGAGAAGCUCGCCACAUCCCAGGCACACGGCGCUGAGUGGAGGACAUGUGUUCAUUGCUCCAACGCUGCGUCACAGCAGGAGGAAUCGUGGUGGCCGUUGGACGUGUCGCCUCACACCGUGCUGCUCUUCCUGCUGUGGCCGUUUGUGGCUCAGGGCCUGGUCCACCUGCUGAAAAAAGCCCACCAGAGGAGCCGCACAUCGUCAUGAGACGAACAGAAGAGGUUCCACAUCUCUGCUGUUCUACGGAAGGACAUCAGGACCGGAUCCUGAUCGGGUCUUGACACCUGAAGAUGGACCUCAUUGGUCUGAUGUGACAUUCGAUAUAUCUUCAUGAAAAGGAGGAGUUUGUCUGAGUGAAUGAAUGACUCGGAGUAUGAUUGUAUGAUAAUGUUUGGAAAUCCUCUGUGAAGAUGCAGAAAGCCACCAGCAGGUGGCAGCACUUUCACCAUAGAAUAGAUAAUAAAGCAUCUCCUCACUGUUUGGU
Molecule: messenger RNA, 1744 nt
Organism: Oryzias melastigma (Indian medaka)
Lineage: Eukaryota; Metazoa; Chordata; Actinopteri; Beloniformes; Adrianichthyidae
Gene: acbd4
Product: acyl-CoA binding domain containing 4
Exons: 11
Coding region: 265-1467 (400 amino acids)
Biological process (GO): fatty acid metabolic process
Molecular function (GO): fatty-acyl-CoA binding
Source: RefSeq, a predicted model, not a curated record